Messenger RNA from Trematosphaeria pertusa, 2489 nucleotides. RefSeq lists its product as uncharacterized. Gene Ontology annotation, biological process: protein phosphorylation. NCBI's taxonomy places the organism in Eukaryota, Fungi, Ascomycota, Dothideomycetes, Pleosporales, Trematosphaeriaceae. The transcript has 5 exons. The record is from RefSeq and is a predicted model, not a curated record. Gene Ontology annotation, cellular component: cytoplasm. Bases 335 to 2407 code for a protein of 690 amino acids. Gene Ontology annotation, molecular function: protein serine/threonine kinase activity; ATP binding.
GAGCAAUAUGCUUCAGGUUUGUAUUAACAACUGUCUCAGUAGCUGCUGAAGAAAGCUGGAUUUGUCACUAAAGCCUUUUUCUGAGCAAUGCAACCGCUAUCAGAUCUGGUACACGAUUCGGAAAUCCCUGGGACAACAUUCUACGGCACGAACCACGGCGUUACGCAGCACAGGAGCAGUUUUCAGAGGCAGGUAUGGCGAAGGGUGGAAUGCUUGGGAGGAGGGGGUUAUGGAGUGGUGUGGAAAGAGAUAUUGUUGUCAGGAAGAGGUGAAAGGCGUGAGCGAGCAGUCAAGGUGAUCAAGAAAAAAGCUCACGCCUUAGCCCCCAUUGACUAUGGAAGAGAGCUCGACGCGAUUGCAAAGUUCUCUCAGCAGAAGUACCGCCCAUGUUUCGUGCAGUCAUAUGGAUGGUUCCAAAGUGACACGGCGAUCCACAUUGCAAUGGAAUUUAUCGAACACGGCGAUUUGGAAGCUCACUAUCCUGCCUGAGCCCGACGUUCAGCUUAUUGCGUUGCAACUACUGGAAGGGCUCCAAUACAUGCACGAAAACGGUUACAUCCAUCGCGACCUAAAACCCGAUAACAUUUUCGUCAAAGAGCCGGGGCCGAACUGGUGGGUCAAAAUUGGAGACUUUGGCAUCUCCAAGCGUGCGGUGGAGGGAACAACGGCUCCUCACACAUUCGUGGGCACGCCUGGGUUUCAAGCACCCGAAAUCUUGGCUCGUAAGCGUUUGGUUGACUCCGAUAAAUUUGGCAAUACAGGAGAGUACACAUUCGCAGUCGACAUUUGGUCUUUGGGAGAAGUACUCUAUCGCAUACGUGCUGGCGUUCCGGUAUUUUCGUCACUGGCUAAGAUCGCUGCCUACAUAAGGGAUGAAGAGCACUUUCCUUCAAGCGAGCUACGCGCUCACGAGACUAGCGAAGAAGGGUGCGCCUUCAUAGGGUGGAUGAUGAGAACCAAACCUGAAGAGCGGCCAACUGCCUCCGAAGCGCGUCGAGAUCCUUGGCUAAAAGCACUGGAAGAUGCCUCGCCAACGUCGCCGAGAGAGCGAGUUCAGAAUGAUUCUAUGUUUCCGAUGUCAGCCUUUGAGCCUAGAGAUACUCAACAUGCAGUCGUCUCUACAGGGGCAUCUGCAAAAUGGAGUACAUUGGAUCGGGCUCAGCUGGAAGAGAAGGAGGAAAGGUCUCAUGGGUUCCCAAGAUCGCAAACUCCUGAUCCGUCUCCACUCCCAUGGGAAUUGCAGGGCAUCGGAGCGUCGGGGAAGGGCUUGAUCGAUCCGAGUGCGACGCUUGGCAUUCAUCCACCUCAAAAUGCGAGAUCCGCUCAACAUCUGACAGAUAGGGCUCCUGCACAUGGUAUUAUAUAUGAUGAGCCCCUUCCGGCUGUAAGAAUAUCUACUCAACCCGAUAUGAUCUCGAUUCGGGCGCCCUCACCCGGUAUCGCCUGCAAAAAGACAGAAGCCCCAUCGGGUGAUACCAAUGGCAACAUCGGGGAGAGUGCUGUAAGGAAUAUUGAUGGAGCCGGAAAGGACGCGUCUGAUCAUGGUUGGAAUGUCUCAGGUCAGCGUGGCAACAGAGAGACGCCUCGUCUAUACGAAGGACCCGUCGUUACGCGCGGUGCAGUAGAACCAUCAUCUGUCUUCCCUCUACAAGAGGUCUCUCUUCCACAAUCGCCUCAACAUGCCGAGUUCCGGGGGAAGUUAGCCGAUUCCUUAGAGACGGCGCAAACCAAGCUUGCGGAACUCCGAAGGCGGCUCUUCGACGGGGGCAAUUCCUUCGAUUCGCAGGCUCAACCUCGAACCGUAGAGUUCACAAACCAGGAUAAACAGGGACUCCAGGAUGAACUCAGUAAAAUGAAGAAAUGGGAGCGAGAGAUCGGAGUGACAGGUCGACCCGUUGGUAAGGAGACAAAGAGAGGGAGCUCGAACAAACUUCUCAGGCGAAAAGGCCCGCGGAGGUCUAGGAAUAGACGGAGAGAACACUCUGCAACCCGAGAAAGAAGCCGAGCCGUCUCUCAAGACGACUCAGACUCCAGCUCACUGUAUUCUUUAGAAUCUUGGCCGGAUAGUGAUUCGGAUUCUGUUACGUAUUUCGAUAGAAGUGCGUACUACCCAAAGGUCGCAUUGCCGAUUCGGCCCAAUAGUACGGGACCUGGAUUACAAGCCAAGGAAUCCUCGCGCGAUCUGGGGAUCGAUGCCAACAGGAUGUCAGCCCCAGAACUGCGCAGGAUCCUGUUCCAACACGGCGUAAUGUUUAAUCGUUCAGCAGACAAGCCAGUUCUGCUUGGCCUCUUCAACGAUUUCGUCGUUCCCCAACUACAGGGAGCACAAGCGCAGACGCAACGGUCGAUGCGAGGCACCGAGGAUGUCCCGAUUCAGGACCAGACAUUCACGCCUGCAUGGGCAUGAAAACUGACGUAGGACAGGGUCAGUUACAGGUACCAACACGCAGGCCUGGCUUGACGCACAAUACCAACCGGAAUCUGUCCAG